Molecule: messenger RNA, 1095 nt
Organism: Suillus plorans
Lineage: Eukaryota; Fungi; Basidiomycota; Agaricomycetes; Boletales; Suillaceae
Exons: 5
Source: RefSeq, a predicted model, not a curated record
UCAAUCAAGUGGACCAGAAACCAACUGUUUCUUCGCAGUCGCAUGCUGCAGAAGACCAGAGGUGUUAACUCCUGGAACGCAUUUGUCAAAGCCGAACUCAAGGCUGAAAAUGAAGGCAUAGGCAGAGGUGAUCGCACAAAACUUACAGCCUUCAUUGCAGAAAAUAAGGCCACAUUACUCCGAGAUUAUCGCAAGCUAACCUUCACUGAAAAGCAAGCUUACAAUGCUUGUGUUCUCGAGGAUCGCCAAGCAAAGAACUGUACUGCACGUGUGAACCCAAAGGCCAUCAAACAUGAUGUGAAUGCAGCAUUCACAUUCAUGGAUUGUGAGGUAUGUCGUGCUAUUUUGAUUAUCCUUUCACUUCUCUCGCCACCACUACACACUACUAAUGUAACUGAAAUUUAUUCUCAGUGGAUGGCUCUUCAUGCACGCACUGGUCUGGAGGGGUUUUAUGUGGCAGUACGCGGCAGAAUUGAAGAUCUCGCAGAACCGAAGAUAUUUUUUACAGAGAAAUCUCAAAAGUUUGUUCGGGAUGUCCUAGGCAUUGAGCCACAGCAUCUCGGACUGAAGCUGGAAGCAUUCGUGAUUAACAAGCUUGAUGAACAUGUAACACUUAACCGUCAAUGGCCGCUCAAUAAACUCAUUAGUGAAUGCCAUGAGCUUAUCCAAGAUAACCUAGAAUUUAUCUUAAUGGAGAAGAAUAUGUCAGGCAAAGUCAAAAUGAAUUACACGAACUACAAGCGCGCUAUAGUAGAACGUCACGGUGUUGAGCUAACUAAAUGGCCUUUACCAGUGGGGGUGAAAAAUCCCUCUAAGGUUGGUGGAAGAGCCCAUGUUCAGGCUUUGUUGAAUGCUCUCAAGUCUGAAUCGUGCAAGUGGGUCUCUUUCUCAGAUGAAGAGCUUGUCAAGAGGAUGAAGGAUAACCGGGCUCAGCAUGCACAUGGGGAACAAGUCUAUGUACAAAGGAAAGCCAGGGCUCGUGUUUCACAACCUAAGAGCAAAGGCACUGUCAACACCGAUGAUGAGUCAAGCUCAAGCUCAAGUUUGAGCUCAGACUCUAACUCUAACUUAGACUCGGACUCGGACUCGGACUAG